Messenger RNA from Abrus precatorius (Indian licorice), 564 nucleotides. RefSeq names its product protein LIGHT-DEPENDENT SHORT HYPOCOTYLS 7-like. The record is from RefSeq and is a predicted model, not a curated record. Gene Ontology annotation, cellular component: nucleus. The coding region runs from base 1 to 564 and encodes 187 amino acids. The transcript has a single exon. Lineage: Eukaryota; Viridiplantae; Streptophyta; Magnoliopsida; Fabales; Fabaceae. Gene Ontology annotation, biological process: mRNA transcription; response to light stimulus.
AUGUCCAGCAAAGGAAAAGACAUAGCAGAGGGAUCAUCAAGAUCGUCUUUAGUUGCUGCUGCAUCUGAUCAUCGUCAUCAUCAUCAACAACAGCAACAACAGCAACAACAACCUCUGAGCAGGUAUGAAUCUCAAAAGAGGAGGGAUUGGAACACUUUUGGACAGUACUUGAGGAACCAAAGGCCUCCUGUGGCACUUUCACAGUGCAGUUCCAACCAGGUGCUUGAUUUCCUAAGGUACUUGGACCAAUUUGGGAAAACAAAAGUGCAUGUGCAAGGUUGUCUCUUCUUUGGUCAAGUUGAGCCCCUUGGUCCUUGCACUUGCCCCCUUAAACAAGCUUGGGGAAGUCUUGAUGCUCUCAUUGGAAGGCUAAGAGCUGCAUAUGAAGAAAAUGGAGGCUUACCUGAGACUAACCCAUUUGCUAGUGGUGCCAUAAGAGUUUAUCUUCAUGAGGUUCGAGAUUCUCAAGCAAAGGCAAGAGGGAUCCCUUAUAAGAAGAAAAAGAAGAAGAGGAAUCUCAUCAAGGCCAACGGGGAUAGCUCAAACUUACCUUUUCACCAGUAA